GGGAGCAGCACCAGAGCCGGAGAGACAAUGGUCUCAGUGACUAUGGCCACUUCCGAGUGGAUCCAGUUCUUUAAGGAAGCCGGCAUUCCUCCGGGGCCUGCUGUGAAUUACGCUGUGAUGUUUGUGGAUAAUAGGAUCCAGAAGAGCAUGCUGCUGGAUCUCAACAAAGAGAUCAUGAAUGAGCUGGGCGUGACUGUGGUGGGCGACAUCAUUGCCAUCCUCAAGCAUGCCAAGGUGGUGCACCGUCAGGACAUGUGCAAGGCUGCCACUGAGUCAGUGCCCUGCAACCCCAGCCCCAUCCCAGGCGAGAUCCGCCGAGGCGCCUCUACCGCCUCUCGAAUGAUCGCCAACAGCCUGAACCGCGACUCCCCACCCGGCACUCCCCCCAGGCGGCCGGACACCAGCACCUCCAAGAUCUCGGUCACUGUGUCCAACAAGAUGGCAGCGAAGAGUGCCAAGGCUGCCGCAGCCCUGGCCCGCCGGGAGGAGGAGAGCCUGGCUGUCCCCACCAAGCGGCGCCGGGUCACGGCCGAGAUGGAGGGGAAGUACAUCAUCAACAUGCCCAAAGGCACCACCCCCCGGACCCGCAAGAUCCUGGAGCAGCAACAGGCGGCCAAAGGUCUCCAGAGGACGUCUGUGUUUGACCGCCUCGGCGCCGAGACCAAGGCAGACACGACGACAGGCAAUAAACCCACAGGAGUUUUCAGCCGCCUGGGGGCCACCCCAGAGAUGGAUGAGGAUCUGGCUUGGGACAGCGACAAUGACAGCAGCAGCUCUGUCCUGCAGUAUGCCGGGGUCCUGAAGAAGCUGGGCCGGGGCCCAGCCAAGCCCAGUCCCCAGCCGGCACUGACUGUCAAAGCCAAGGCCACAAGCUCAGCCGCGACGGCCGCCACCCCGACACUGCGGCGCCUGGCCCUUUCCUCACGCCCGGGGCUCGAGAGGAAGCCGGAGUCCCUGUCCAAAGUCAGCAUCAUCCAGAGACUGGGCAAGGCUGCCCUUGUGCCCGAGGCCCAGGACAGCCAGGUCACGAGCACCAAGAGUAAGUCCUUGGCCGAGGUCAAGGUCACCAUUAAGAGGACUCUGGUGGGGCCCCGGGGGAGCAGCUCCAGCGAGGGCCUGGGUGCCCAGAUGGACCAUGCGGGCACAGUGAGCGUGUUCAAAAGACUGGGCCGCAGGACCUUCUAGCCUCUGGGCGGGGCACGGGCCCCUCUCUAGGCUCCUGGCUCUGGCAGGGUCUCCCGUGAGGCCAUGCCCAGCCCUCUGCUGGCUCCUGGAUGACACUGCUUGUCUCCCUCAGGCAUUCGAGCCGGCCCGAGCUUUCUGGGGGCUCACCCCAGUGUUCUGAGUCCGACAUGGUCGCUGUGGCCUGGCCUUGCUGCUCUAGGACUUUCCUUUCUCAUGUCCUUUGUUCUCUUCUCUCGGACUGUGGCCUUUGGCAGGACCCACUUUUCUACCUCUCCCAGAGCCAAGUGCUCUUUUCCCUCCUCUGUUCCCCCUCCUGCCCCUCGGCAGCAUCUGCUGCCUCCGCCCCAGCUCCCCGGCCUCCCCAGUCCCCCACAGAGUCCCCCCACCUUACCGACGUCCCGACUUCCCCUCGCUCCUCUGCCCCCUCCCCCAUCUGUCCCCCCUCCC
Molecule: messenger RNA, 1632 nt
Organism: Odobenus rosmarus divergens (Pacific walrus)
Lineage: Eukaryota; Metazoa; Chordata; Mammalia; Carnivora; Odobenidae
Gene: CUNH19orf47
Product: chromosome unknown open reading frame, human C19orf47
Exons: 8
Coding region: 28-1185 (385 amino acids)
Cellular component (GO): nucleus
Source: RefSeq, a predicted model, not a curated record